Messenger RNA from Coregonus clupeaformis (lake whitefish), 2079 nucleotides. RefSeq lists its product as uncharacterized. Lineage: Eukaryota; Metazoa; Chordata; Actinopteri; Salmoniformes; Salmonidae. The transcript has 3 exons. The coding region runs from base 527 to 1225 and encodes 232 amino acids. The record is from RefSeq and is a predicted model, not a curated record.
CCAGUCCAGCUGUUCUCAUCCGGACACCUUAGAGAUUCAGCCAGGCACCAUAAAAGCUUUACAUGGGCUAGAAGGCUAGUCUACAGAACUUCUGAUGGUGAUGACUCUCGGCGAGGCAAUUUUCGAAGCUGUCGGAUUGUAAACAGUGCGCUUUUAGACAGUGUCCUUAAAUGGAUGGGAACGAAAUGGACCUCAGAGGAACACAAUAAUAUUUGGAAAGUUUCACUAAAUGCCCACUUGGUAGUCAGAUAACUUUUUAAUCUAGACGGCAAUUCUGCCACACAUUUUUAGGUCUCGUUUUUUUUAAUGAUUCCAUUGUGCCACAUAGAGAAUGACCGCUUUCCCCCGUGCAUAAGUGAACCUAAUUCUUGCCCAAGCUACUGCUUGGAGACAAGUUAAUGUUUAACCUAACUUCUGAGUUCUUAGAUUACUUGGUGGGGGGCCAAAUCGAACUGGAAAUGGGAGCGUGCCUUUGCUGUGCCUUGUAAAUUUGUACAGCCUGGUGCCAAGGGACAACAACAACAACAUGGGUAGCGGUAGUAGUCGAGGAAAGAAGGUUGUUCCUGCCAGUGUCAACGAGACAAACUCAUUCAAAAGAGAUGACAGCACAGUCCACGUUUUGAAAGAGGAAAGACACUUGUUCAAACCAUUGACGAUACCCAAAUCUACGAACCUAAGUCAGUCACGAAAUAGAGCGCAACAAGACUGCCACAGUGAAGGACACGAUUCGGAAUUUUCCGCAGAGGAUGAUGACAUUGAUGUGGAACUGAACCGAGUUCUAGAGGAAUAUGACAAUCGGGAAUUGCGUUCCAAGAGGAAAACUACUCAAAAGAAGCCUUUCAUCAGGUCGAAGACAUAUGGGUUAUGUCAUUCCAAUCGGGUCCACAAUGACAGCGAUUUCAAUUCAACCCCUCACUCGCAGAGUUAUGAAUUUUCGAAGAGGCCUGGGGCAUGUUGUCCAGAUAACUGUUCUGUUGGAGUCAAGGACAAGAAAGGCAUCCCGGUCUUCGACCACUUUUGCAAAGAUACACAAAUUCAGUUCUCAAGCGGCACUCAGGAAAAUGACUUGUUGACAACGGGGUCAGUUUGUUUGGAGUCAGCGCCUAGCGCAGAAACAGACUCAGUCCUGGACGAUAGCCAUGGCCCCUCACUCUCCAUGCCUGUCAUCCUGUAUGAUGGAUCAGAAGUGGACAUGAUGGAGACCAUAGAGAGAGAGUUUAGUUGACCUCACAAGAGAGACUAAAAUAGCAGGAUAACUUUUGAACCAAAGAUUUGUAUUUUUUGUUAUGAAUGGUGAAGGUGCAUAAAGGUGGAGGAAUUCAGAUAUGAUGCCAUUGUUUUAGCACUACCCACAUAUUUUUUUAUGUAACUGGCCAGUGUUUCCAGAUUUAUACGAAAUAUGACCUAUAAUUAAUUACAAUAUGAAUGAAAUAUCUUUCCUUCCAAAAAAUGGCAAUUAAGUAUGUUAAAGAAAAUGGCAAUUAAGUAUGUUAAAAAGCAGCUUUUCUGUGUUGGAAUGGUGUGGGCCUACCCCAACAACAGAAUGGUGUGGGCGUAUACCAGUGUUAAAAAAUGUUCAUGCAAGUAGACAGCUGAUUGGCCAGCUCCUCAGGAGGAUGACAUCUUCCUCAAUGAGGAAAUAGAAAACAUGUAUGAAACGUCUGUUUGAGGUGUUUCUUCUCCAAUUUAUGCUUUAGCCAAAAAUACGAGUAUAGAAUGAGUCCAAAACAUUAUUUGGGUAUGCGUUAACAGAAUAUUAACUUUUAAAAGUUUGAUUUUCACAGGACAGUUACUUUAAACUAGGAUGUGUGACAUGGUUCAAUGUGCCAAUAAAUCAGCACAAUCUACUUUUUUGUUUUUUCAAAUUGCCGCCAUCUUGGAGCUAGAAUUGGGAUCAAGUUUAUUGUGCUAGAGCAGAUACACAAAAAAAAUAGUAAUAGAGAGCAUUGUAUAAUACAGCAAACUCUUUAUGCAUGUUCGUAUUGAUCAAAUCAAAUGUUGUGUUUCACAUGCUUCAUAAAGACAACAAGGCAGAGAGAAAAAUAGAAAAAAUAUAUAACACGAGGAAUAAAUACACAA